Molecule: messenger RNA, 1032 nt
Organism: Amaranthus tricolor (Joseph's coat)
Lineage: Eukaryota; Viridiplantae; Streptophyta; Magnoliopsida; Caryophyllales; Amaranthaceae
Product: lactoylglutathione lyase-like
Exons: 7
Coding region: 196-750 (184 amino acids)
Molecular function (GO): metal ion binding; lactoylglutathione lyase activity
Source: RefSeq, a predicted model, not a curated record
GUGUAGAAUUCAGUUAAUUUUAACCCAAUUGUCCACCAGAUCUCCUGUAUGUUUGAAUCGAAUUUAAACGUUGGAACAAAUUAAUGAAGGCCAGAAAUUCUGGAGCACGAGCCCCGCGAGGUGCUUCAAUGGCUGUUACUUUAUCUACCCUUUUUUGCUUGCGAGCUUCACAAAUUCAAAUCAUCAUCAUCAUCAAUGGCGGAACCCAAAGAGUCUCCAUCAAACAAUCCGGGUCUUCAAGCUACUCCUGAUGAGGCUACUAAAGAUUACUUCAUGCAACAAACUAUGCUUCGAAUUAAGGACCCUAAAGCAAGUUUGGACUUCUAUUCUCGUAUAUUGGGAAUGUCACUUUUAAAAAGGUUGGAUUCUCCUCAGAUGAAAUUUAGCGUCUACUUUAUGGGUUAUGAGGACACUACUUCAGCACCCAGUGAUCCUGUGGACCGAACCGUUUGGACGCUCAGUAAGAGAGCUACAAUUGAACUUACUCACUACUGGGGUACAGAAAGUGAUCCUGAAUUCAGAGGGUAUCACAACGGAAACACAGACCCACGUGGUUUUGGGCAUAUAGGGAUUACUGUUGAUGAUACGUGCAAGGCAUGCGAGAGGUUUGAGAAAUUAGGUGUGGAGUUUGUUAUGAAACCUGGUGAAGGUAAAAUGAAAGGGCUUGCAUUCAUAAUGGAUCCUGAUGGCUACUGGAUUGAAAUAUUUGAUCUUACGACAAUUCGAGAUGUUUGUGCUGGUGCCGCUUGAGGCUUUGGUCGAGUUUUUAAUUUUUUUUUAAAAAUCUUUGUAUAAGUCACAUUUGCCUUGCUAGUGAUGUCCGUAAGACGGGCAUUCUAAAAUCUCUAUGUAUGGUACUAUAGGAAACUCUUGUUGUUAAAGACUUGAUUGUCAUGAUGGAUUAUCAUUUGCCAACACACAAAAAAAAAAAAAAAAAAAAAAAAAAAAACUUGCAAGGUUCACUUGUAUGUUGAAAUAAAAUUGCAAAUCUUUUCAGUAUUUGGAUUGCGUGAGGUGAAAUUCAAUGAAUUG